CUCUUGAUGGAAAGAACCAAGCAGUUCAGAAAGCAAGAAUAACCAUGGAGUCUGAGAACUGGGUUUCAGCUCUUUUGCUGCUGCAGCUCUGUUGCUUUAGCUGUGGAUCCUGUGGGAAGGUCCUGGUAUGGCCUAUGGAAUAUAGUCACUGGCUCAAUCUGAAGGUCCUGCUGGAUGGAGUCAUACAGAGGGGCCAUGAGGUGACUGUGCUGACACCCUCUGCUACUGUUUUUGUUGAUCCUAGUAAUUCAUCAGGUUUGCAUGUUGAAGUUUUUCCUGUGGUGACAAAUCCAGAGGAUUUAGCUUUAUUUUUUGAAAACUUUGUCACAGUUUGGAGUAAUGAAUUGCAAAACCUUUCGGCAUUAGAGUAUGGUGCAUUUGUGCAAAACUUAUUUUAUCAGUAUUCAAGGCUUAUAAAACAGCUGUGUGAGAGCGCUGUUUUGAACAAAGACCUUAUGAAGACAUUGAAACAAGCCAAGUAUGAAGUUGUUAUUUCAGAUGCUAUAUGUCCUUGUGGUGAGCUUAUAGCAGAAAUACUUGGAAUACCCUUUGUCUAUAGUCUGCGCUUCAGCCUGGGCAAUACCCUUGAAAAAUACUGUGGAGGACUCCCAUCCCCUCCUUCCUAUGUGCCUGUAGCCAUGUCAGUGUUGACUGACAGGAUGACAUUUAAGGAGCGGGUGAAAAAUAUGCUUUUCUUCAUUUAUUAUGACUUUUGGUUUCAGAAUUUUAACAUGAAGGAUUGGGAUCAGUUUUACAGUGAUGUGUUAGGUAAGUCUGUGGACACUUUAUAAUUUAUGUGUCAAACCUGUUCAGCAAUUCCCUGACAUUCUUAUGCAUCUCAGUGUGAACAGGAGUGUAAUGUCAUGAAAAAGUGAGUUGUUUUUUUUUUUUUGCAAUCAGGUACACAAAGUUUUGUGACAAAAUGAUUGGCUUAUCCAUAAAACAUGAAAACUGGA
Phascolarctos cinereus (koala) is the source of this 956-nucleotide messenger RNA. Lineage: Eukaryota; Metazoa; Chordata; Mammalia; Diprotodontia; Phascolarctidae. The record is from RefSeq and is a predicted model, not a curated record.